Messenger RNA from Theileria equi strain WA, 870 nucleotides. RefSeq lists its product as hypothetical. Gene Ontology annotation, molecular function: DNA-binding transcription factor activity. The record is from RefSeq and is a predicted model, not a curated record. The coding region runs from base 1 to 870 and encodes 289 amino acids. NCBI's taxonomy places the organism in Eukaryota, Apicomplexa, Aconoidasida, Piroplasmida, Theileriidae. The transcript has a single exon. Gene Ontology annotation, biological process: regulation of DNA-templated transcription.
AUGUUCAGAAAUGUGGACAUGAGCAGAAUAUUUGACAAUAUAGAUGGAGAUAAGAUGUUUAAUGCAGACGAAGAUCUCCUCAGACAGAUGGAAUCUGAGAGGCAAAAAGGGUUGGUGAACAACAUGCAGGACUACAAGGGCGCAGAUUUUGACCAUCUUCUGAACUGGAUCGAUACCAUCGUGUCGCUCUGCAGGAAUCUCGACGGAGUGUGUCAUAAAAUUGAUGGAUUCUUCCCCUCUGAUGAUGGUAGCAACACCAUGGCAUGGCUCAGGAAUGCAAUGGAGGAGAGGGAAUCCCUAGACUUUUCCAGUCUAUACGCAAAUUAUGCACAUCCUGAAUACACCAUGAGUCGUGAAAACUUUUCGGAAAACCAACAAGGCUGGGGAAUGGAAGAUCCAGGAAUGCUAAAGAGCGAAGGCAGUGGCAAGAUUUUGCCGCAAAAGAGCCGAAAACAAAAGAAAGGAGACCAGUUGGCAAACCUCAAACUGCUUGAAAAUGGCGGUGAAAUGAUUGUGGUCAAGCGGAGGAAGAAGCGGUCCACAAAUGUGAACAUUAUAAAGGUGACCAAUGCCUACGACUACCUCCUGGAAAUCCCGUGGUUUUCAGAGCCGGACCCUUCAAAAGGGUCACAUCAAUACAAAUGUUCCAUUCCUGGAGUUUAUUGGGACAAACGCUCCUGGAUAGCCUCAUGGUACCGCGACGGCCGGCGUUACUAUUCGAGUUUUUCUGCAAAGUUGCAUGGAUUCUACAAGUCAAAGUACUAUGCCAUUCAAGUGCGUCUCUACAACACCAUGUACAAUGGACAAGUCAGAAAGCCAGAGUAUAAUGUGAAGGACUCGUAUGAUAACUUUUGUAAGGAAGUUUUGUAG